AUGCGUCGGGUCAACGCCUUUCGCCAUUUUCGACUGGACUUUCGCCAAUGUCGGACGUAUUCUCAGGGUCGAAUAUUUAAUACCCAGCAAGUACGACUGAGAAAGCCAUGGAUCAGGCGAUUUGCGACUACCUGCCUGGUUUACGGCGCAGCCUUUCAUCUUUGGACCUCACUAGUAUACCUACAAUUCGAUAGCGAGAUCACACAGAGUUCCACCGAGGAUCAUGUCGCUCAAAAGGGAGGCACAACCGAUGAAAUUGACGCUUCUUACUCGGAAGAAGAAAAUGCCUCGUUCAUACCGUUGAGCUGGCCUCGGCUCUGUGAUGGUGAGCUGUAUGCCUACACAGAUCCAGAAUGGAAAGCCUUUGCAGAAGUCAGGAAAGACGUAAAAGGCUUGCAUAAGAUAAAGACGGAGCUUUUACAGAUUGCUAGCAAAAGAUUAGCAGCCGUCCCGGAAUGUAUAGAUCUCUUCGGAUCUGAUCUGAAAGUUGGCCAGGAAUGGUUGCUGCCUUUCUUUCCAUAUCGUGCUCCUCCUCAUUAUGAAAGAUAUGGCUUGGAGAUUUCAGACACUGAGAUAGCCCUGGUUUCACAAUCUAUGCGUCCCGAAGAUGGAGAUAAAAUGUGGAAAGCAUUAAUCCCCCUGGCCGUCGCGUCGGCUACAUUUAAAGGCCUGUCAGUUUUAUACCGCAGGAAGAUGGACCGAAUGCAAAACUUUUUGGGAGUCAACGAUGCGACAUCCAGCACCGAUGAGGCUAUAAAGGGAGUGGCUCGUUUGACUGUCAAAUCUGGUUCAAAACCCAAGACUUCCAAUUUACUAGAUUUUUCAGAGUGGGAAAUGCUGAAUGCAAACCCGGCUGAGAACAAACCACCGGCGGCGGCGACAACGGCGACAACGGCGACGACAGAUAAACCCGCCCGGGAGUACCCAGCUAAGCUGCCUGCACUUAUUUCCAUGUUGCAAAACGUCCCUUUCCCGGACUUCAACCGGGGUUCUGAUAUGCAUUUAGCCAUGCUUGCAUUCAAGCGGCACUUGUGGAGAGCUGCGCGUCGACAUAAAACUAUUCCGAAACGUGGCGUCUUUUACUUCAGUGGCCCUGUGAGCGUGAAAGGGCCCCUGGGUGAAUGUAGAGUGGACGUACGCGCUGAAUACGACCCGUCUAAGAAAAAGUUUACUGGUCUGUGGUUUAGGCUCAGAGAUGUCACGUUAUACACCCAGGACGCACUUGCGACUCCUCGCUUUGACGAGGAUGGCUGA
Messenger RNA from Talaromyces rugulosus, 1254 nucleotides. RefSeq lists its product as uncharacterized. Lineage: Eukaryota; Fungi; Ascomycota; Eurotiomycetes; Eurotiales; Trichocomaceae. The transcript is spliced from 4 exons. The coding region runs from base 1 to 1254 and encodes 417 amino acids. The record is from RefSeq and is a predicted model, not a curated record.